AUGGUCCCCAACCUGCGCCGGUUGGCCGCAGAGCAUGCUGCCCUCCACAGUGACAAGCUCCCCCCGUACUACCUGUUCCCACCAGAAGAUGGCCGGUUCGCUGGCGCAGACGAUCUGUCCCAGUUGAAUGUGCUCCUCACAGGCCCGCCAGGUACCCCGUAUGCAGAGGGUCUGUGGCGACUGCAUUUGAAGAUUCCGGAUGAUUAUCCAAACAGCCCACCCAAGGCUGUCUUCCGCACGAAGAUCUGGCACCCAAAUGUGGAGGAGAACACAGGCGCAGUCUGUGUGGAUACUCUGAAGAAGGAUUGGCAAUCGAAGCUGACCUUGCGCGACGUUCUCAUUACGAUCUCGUGCCUUCUCAUUCACCCCAACCCAGACUCUGCCCUCAACGCGAGUGCUGGAGCUCUUCUGCAAGAGGACUACGACGAAUUUGCCCACCAAGCCAAGUUGAUGACCUCUAUUCACGCGCCGAUUACACCUGCAUACCAAGCCGCCGUGAAGCAAGCCAAGUAUCGAGGCGAAGACCCCAGCUCAAUCCCGGUAGAGCAAGACGACGUACAAAACCCUCGCCCAAGAAAACAGCCUCGCUUGCAAUCAAGCAUUCCCAAAAAGACGACCCGCAGAAUGAAUCCACCCGCCAACCAGCAGCAGCAGACACAAGCUGUUCCAGAACCCUCCCAGCCUACCAUUCCGGAGGAAAAUGAUCACCAUGAUGCUAUGACCGACGACGAGAACGAGGAACUCAGUGGUCCAGGCAAAGAAAACGACCCCUCCCUCUCACCAGGCCCAGUUCGCCCGCCGCCUCCAAGCCCGCGCAAGAAUGCACUGGGCAAGCGCCCUCUGUCCGUCAUCUCCACCUCGUACCCCGACGACCCUGAUGCCCAGACAAUGGUCAUCGACUCGGACUCUGAGGAAGAGCCUCCCCGCAUGUCUCCCUCAGACCGAAACAUCACCGCCAACUUCAUCCAUUCACGCAAGUCUCCCUCGCCGCAGCGCAAGCCCUCCAAGCUCGCUCUGAGCAAGGGAACCAACACCCCUCUUCGCCUGCGCGAGGAUGUCCAAAUCUACGAGGAUGUUCCGGACCGAACUCGCUACAAUGGAAAGGAGAACCGCGACUCUGACAUGCCGAGCCUGAAAGAGAGACCCGACAUGCAGGCUGCUACACUGGGUAGUAGCACCAAUGCCCUGUCUUCAGGCCCAAAUCCAACUCUGCCCGCGCCCUCGGCCCCUGCAAAGGCCAAACAUCCAUCCAAGGCCCGGAUCGGUAUCCGCAGACUGUAA
Messenger RNA from Penicillium daleae, 1281 nucleotides. RefSeq names its product putative ubiquitin conjugating enzyme E2. The transcript is spliced from 4 exons. The coding region runs from base 1 to 1281 and encodes 426 amino acids. The record is from RefSeq and is a predicted model, not a curated record. NCBI's taxonomy places the organism in Eukaryota, Fungi, Ascomycota, Eurotiomycetes, Eurotiales, Aspergillaceae.